ACGUUUCCACUGGCACCAAAACAAACCGAGAUUUCCCGUAGCCGCGAAGCGAAGUGCACGUUUUUUCCUUGUUUUUUGCCCACAGAACAAAAUUAAUUAUUAUUUCUGAUUCUACUUGCGUAACGAGAUGUCUCAGAAAGAAAAACUACAAAAGAAAUUGGAGCAGGAGUAUAUAGAAACACAGCCAGGAAAUAAUCCAAAAACAUCAGAUUAUUACACAGUUCGAGAUGUUCCUGAGCGUUUUGACAAGCCAGAAACAUUGCCAGAAAGUCAUCAUAACGUAGGCAACCCUGUUUUCUCGUGUCCUACCACGGUGGAUGCAUCUGUACCUCCCUUAGGACCAGAGCAAGAUAUGUUUAAAGGUUAUGGAAUGAAACAACCUCAUCCGAUGUAUAUGACCAGUGCGAUGGAAUACGGAAAUCGCAAGCCGACAGUUCAUGUAAUGCCACAAACGUUUCAUGCGAAGAGUCAGAAAUUUUCAGAACACUUAGGACAGUGUGGAAUGUAUCGCAACUACUCGCUGAACACUUCUGUUGAUAAGAAUCCAGUGUCUAGCCAGUUCGAUGGUAUAUUUUAGAUUUUAUAGAUAAUAUAUAUUUUACUUGAAUGAUGUUAUAUUUUUCUCUGUCUUUGUGAAUAAUAUAGUACAUAUUGUAUAAAUGCUUUAACUAAUUAAACAAAUUAUUUAA
Messenger RNA from Hydractinia symbiolongicarpus, 689 nucleotides. RefSeq names its product piercer of microtubule wall 1 protein-like. Gene Ontology annotation, biological process: axoneme assembly. The record is from RefSeq and is a predicted model, not a curated record. The transcript has 5 exons. Gene Ontology annotation, cellular component: axonemal microtubule. The coding region runs from base 128 to 577 and encodes 149 amino acids. NCBI's taxonomy places the organism in Eukaryota, Metazoa, Cnidaria, Hydrozoa, Anthoathecata, Hydractiniidae.